AUGGGCGAUCAUCACCGGUCUAGUCAGGCGUGGAACAAUUCGCACUCUGAUGUCUUAUAUUGCCGAGGGGGCACACACGUCAUACACGACAGGAUAGGCACAGACCCCCACAUUGUUGAUUGGAUACAAGACGCGAGCUUCUAUAGGAUAUACCAAAUUAGCCAUAUCCAAUUGGAUUGGCAUCUAGUGACCGCCUUUGUGGAGAGAUGGAGGUCGGAGACACACACCUUCCACCUAUCGCAUGGGGAGGCGUCUAUCACCCUCCAGGAUGUGGCGGUGUUCUAUAGGAUACCAAUUGAUCGGAGACUCAUCAUUGGUUAUACUGCUAGACUAGUACAGGAGGGGGGCGCCGGUCAAGGGAGAGCAUUGCGCCGCAUACGCGGGAAAUUGUUAGGGGUGGUACCUCUUGAGGGUGAGAUGGUUGGUGCUCGCAUCCGCAUGCGGUUUCUUAAGGGCAAGAUGUUUUGCCAGCUCCCGACAGCUGCAGAUGAUCAUACAGUUGUGUGUCACGCACGUGCCCACUUGUUGCAAUUGAUAUGUGGGAUGUUGUUCUGCGACCUAUCGGGAAGUUAUGUGCAUUUGAUGUUCCUUCCACUCCUCACGACGCGAGCAGAGAUACGCUAG
This is a messenger RNA of Malania oleifera, 624 nucleotides long. RefSeq names its product protein MAIN-LIKE 1-like. Lineage: Eukaryota; Viridiplantae; Streptophyta; Magnoliopsida; Santalales; Ximeniaceae. The transcript has a single exon. Gene Ontology annotation, biological process: meristem maintenance; meristem development. Bases 1 to 624 code for a protein of 207 amino acids. The record is from RefSeq and is a predicted model, not a curated record.